AUGUCCGUUCAAUUAUCCACUCACGGUGAAACUAAUAUGGGGAGUUCAGUAGCUGAGUACUUUUUCGAAGGUGCCGAAAAGUUGCUAGAGCUAUGGUUCGAGAGCAGCCAGCAUGAAGAGAAAUGUUCGCUUCGAAAUAUUCCACGAAGUGAAUUAGACGCUAUGCUCGACAUCGCUCGUUGCAAAAUCUUGCAAUCAUCCCAUCAGAAAGAGCUGGACAGCUACGUUCUGAGCGAGAGCAGCUUAUUCAUUUCUGACCACCGCAUUAUUAUGAAAACAUGCGGAUCAACUAGAUUGCUUCAAGCACUACCAGUGAUUCUAAAUCUAGCAAAGCAAUACUCAAACCUGGACAAUGUUGUGAGCGUCUAUUAUUCACGCAAAAAUUUCCUCCGACCAGAUCUUCAACCAGAAUUGCAUUUCAACUUCGAUUCUGAAGUUCAAUACCUGGACUCCUUUUUUGAAGGUGGUCAUGCAUAUUGCAUGGGUUCAUUGAAACAAGAUCGUUGGUAUCUUUAUACAAUGCACAGACAACAACAGCAUGCACCACAAAAAACAGCAGAUAACACUCUGGAGAUUCUUAUGACUGAUUUGGACGAAAAUGUAAUGAAAACAUUCACAAGAGAGACUUGUGAUGAUGCUAAGGAAUGCACUGAACGAUCCGGCAUAGAUCGUUUGAUGCCAUCUGAUUUCGAAAUUCAGGACGAAUUGUUCGAUCCUUGUGGUUACAGCAUGAAUGCCUACAAGGAAACAACAGACCAAUAUGCCACAAUUCACGUAACACCAGAGAAGGCGUUCUCGUUUGCUUCAUUUGAAACAAAUCAAGAUAGCUGGUGUUUAUACAAACAAACAAAGAAAGUUAUUAAUACUUUCAGACCCGGAAAGUUGUUGAUGACUGUAUUUGCAAAUGACAUGUCAGUGAAAGGCAAAGAUGCUCAACAACAGUUAUGGGAUCGCGAGCUACCAGGCUAUCGUCGAACAAAUUUACAGUUUGUUCGUUUGGAGACUGAGACUCUCGUCUAUGCUAACUUUGUGCGCAAGAAUUGUGAUUCUUCAAGCGAUGAAGAUGAUGGAGCUCGUAGCGAUUGA
This is a messenger RNA of Auanema sp. JU1783, 1086 nucleotides long. The record is from the annotation of a GenBank genome assembly. NCBI's taxonomy places the organism in Eukaryota, Metazoa, Nematoda, Chromadorea, Rhabditida, Rhabditidae.